CAUGUUGGUUUGGUGCUCGCGUUCAGGUUUCAGUUCACACAUGGUGAGGGAAGACGGGGGCGUCUGGUAAAUAGGUGUUGUAUCAGUGAAUUAUGGUGUAAACUGCUGUUUGUCUUGGAGGAAGGUAUUUCACAGUGUCUGUUAGCAUCUCGAGAAUGGCCCAGGGAUACGACGGCAUGCAGCUUGACGAUCCGGAGGCUGGAAGCGAGGCGGCGGCGAAAAAGUCCUCCACCCGGCGACCCAAGGAGAUGAGGGUCAAGCUAGAGCGGAGCCGCCAGAGCGCGCGCGAGUGCCGCGCCAGGAAGAAGCUGCGCUACCAAUACCUGGAGGAGGUGGUGCGCACCCGCGAGCAGGCCAACCUGCUGCUGCGCAAGGAGCUCUGA
Pollicipes pollicipes is the source of this 383-nucleotide messenger RNA. Its product is annotated as REPTOR-binding partner. Gene Ontology annotation, biological process: regulation of DNA-templated transcription. Lineage: Eukaryota; Metazoa; Arthropoda; Thecostraca; Pollicipedomorpha; Pollicipedidae. Gene Ontology annotation, molecular function: DNA-binding transcription factor activity. The record is from RefSeq and is a predicted model, not a curated record. Bases 156 to 383 code for a protein of 75 amino acids. Gene Ontology annotation, cellular component: nucleus. The transcript is spliced from 3 exons.